Molecule: messenger RNA, 10074 nt
Organism: Cyanistes caeruleus (blue tit)
Lineage: Eukaryota; Metazoa; Chordata; Aves; Passeriformes; Paridae
Source: RefSeq, a predicted model, not a curated record
AUGUGGGUGUCGGGAGUCAUUGGCCUGUCCACAGCACUGUGCAUCACAGAGACUUGUCCCAGCUGCUCUGUGGCAGUCCUUUCGGACCAGUUCAGCCCCAACACAACGAGUGAUGUGGCAGCUGGGAUGCUCAUCCCUCACACCUACCCAGACACACCGAUCCACAGGCAGAAGCAGUGGUUCAAAGAGACCUUCACUUACCUUUUUGCCAUCAGCAACUCAGCCGAGGCAUCAGAGGCUGGCAUUCACCUAGUCUCUGGUUGGCAGGUCUUCAAAAGCACUCCCAAAGAAGAGCUACCUUUCUGGUCAGAUAUUGUGCUGGGAUUUCGAGCAAUGUCUGAAGCAGAACUCCUAAAGUUCCCACAGCACCGAUUUGGUCAGGCCUUUACAACUCUCAAAUGUGACUGCCCACCCUACCUGUUGUGGCUGGAGAAAAGGUUGAAGGCAACUGGCACCCAGAUGUACACCAGGAAAGUGGCAGACUUGUGGGAACUGCACAAUGAAUAUGACAUCGUUGUCAACUGCACAGGCAUGGGAGCUCACCAGCUGGUGGGGGACAAGCAGCUCUUCCCUGUCAGGGGACAAGUACUCAAGGUUCAUGCUCCUUGGGUGAAACACUUCAUCCGGGAUGGAGAUGGCUUAACUUACAUCUACCCAGGGAUACACAGGGUGACCCUAGGGGGAACCAGGGAAGAGGGGAGCUGGAGUCUCUCCCCUGAUGCUGGCACUACUAGAGACAUCUUUGAUAGAUGCUGCUCUCUUGAGCCCUCACUGCAUAAAGCUCAGGAUAUCCAGGUGAAGGUGGGCCUGAGGCCGUCCAGGCAGUGUGUGAGAGUGCAAAGAGAGGUUUUGAGCCAAGGAGGAGUUAAGCUCCCAGUGGUCCACAACUAUGGGCAUGGGGCAGGUGGCUUUUCAGUGCACAGGGGCACAGCCAAUGAGGCUGCUCGCCUGGUGGGAAAGUGCAUUUCUGCUCUGCAAGGCUCCUCAUCGAGGGCCAAGCUUUGAAUCCCAGAUGCUCCUUUUCCAUUUACAGCUACUGCUGCAUCUCCUAGCAGCAGCUUGAUCUUUUAGUCCAUUACUGUAUAGAAGGGAACUAAAUCAACAGCUUGUUCCAGUGCAGAUACUCAGUGGUAUCUUCUAUCACCUUGGAAAGGCAUAAUGUGUUGAUCCAAGUAUUAGUCCAGCUGAUCAUCUCCUCCAUCUGCCCUGGCAUUUGUCCUAGCCUCAUGUGAAGAAGACAAGAUAACAUAAAUACUCUUCACAUAACAGGGUUCAGAUUGCUGCAGUGUAGUGCAAAUAACAUCAAUUCAGCAUUUCUGCAUCUGCAUCUAAAGGGUGUCAGAUGCAGUAGGCUCAGAUUCAGUAAAAAUAAGUUGUCUCCUCUUGUACCAAAUCUAAUCUAGAAUUGCCCUUGUUUAUCAUUGUCUAUAUGAUUUAGAAGGAAAAGAAAACUCCAUGCAGCACCUCAUUACAAUGCUUCAGGUCAGCUCUUACAGAAAGCAGUGUUAGGUCACUGUCACACACAGUGACCAGGCAAAUGUGAUUUUAAGAGCAGGUCUGUGAUACCCAUCACUGCAUUUGCUCAUAUUGCACCUCAGGGAACUUACAGUUUCUGCUAAUACUGCCCCACAUGAGCUACAGUUUUGUGCAUAUUUUCUCACACUAGUUUGCAAAUCUGUUUUCUUCCUUCAAGGCACUCAGAUUUUGCUCUCAGACACCAAUGAUUUCCCCCCAUCUCCUCCCCUCCUCCCCCGCACAGCAGCAUUGAUAUGGCCUUUGUUCUGUUGAAGAGGAUUUUUCAGAGUGGGCUUGGGAAUGCAACAUCUCUUUUCUACUUCAUAACAACACUGGCUGUUUUCCUUGCAACAGCUGAUAUGAAUAAAUUGGAGACAAUCCUACAAGGAUUUUAACACCAGCAUCAGUUUCAUAGAAGAGCCAUUUAAGACAAGAUACACACUUUAAAGAAAAAUUUGUCUGUAACUGGACAUGAACAAGCUCUUCUGCUGUAAAAAGGCUGAGUCACCACAGCCCAGAUCUUUUCACUCCGUGGCAGAGGCUCUGUUGGGCUUUACACCCCCCUCAGCAAUUCAAGCCCUUUGAUGUGUCUGAAGAUAAUCACUCCCCAGAAUGGCAUCUUACCAUCAAAGUACAGGUUUGACUCUUAGUGAUUAAAUGCCUCAUUAAAUCUUAAAUGGCUCACUUGAGAGUGUUAUCAUCCAUUUCUGUCUAGCUUUUUUGUCCAUAGAAUUACAAAACUAUUCAAAAUCCUUCAAUAAUUUCAGUGAUUAAAAUUAACUGAUAAAUAAAUUUCUAAUAGUGGAUCAAAGGUCACUUCUGUAGUGUUUCCUUUCAUAAGCAAGGGAUUUUCUUUCAUUUGAGAUGGCAAGAAAGGCCACAUUCAGCCAUGGCUGCCAACUCUUGCUGUUCUCAGGGGUGAUGAGGACAGUUAUCAUUUGCAAGGGACAGCUGUCAGAGGAAACCAAAUUAAAUUAUAGGUCAAUAAGUGCCUGGGACCAGCCUAAGCCAGCCCUGCCUUCAGCAGCCUCGUCCUCUUUUCCUCAGUUCUGAAGGCUAAUUUUGCAUUCCCCCCCUCUAUCCCCCCCAUUUGUCCUUUCCAGUGGUAUGAGAGGACAGAGCUGCAGCUUUUGGCAUAGGGCUUGUCAAACUGCAGCUUUGUCCUCAGCUAACACAAAACAUAAAAAUACAUGGAAAAAGAACUUAAGAAUGGAUUCUUUUUUCUUAAUCUUUAUUUUAAGCUUAAAAAUAGCAAACUGUAACUUACCCUGGAGCAAGAAACACUACUACUAAUAAUAGGGUGAUCAUAGCUCCAUAAAAAAAGCAAAGCUAUGCUUGUGCACUUCUCUGCAGGGCGAUGGUGUUCUUCUAAAAUUGUCUGGUUGAUACAGUGUCAGAAUAGGUUUGGCUGCAAAGUUCAUCUCUCUGGUGUCCUAGCUCUGCUCAUGUCCAGCAGAGGAGACAGCCACUUCUAGCCUAGGAUCUUCCUCAUCUGAGGGGUAGCUUAGUGUUUCAGAUGAUUUAUCUUCCACACAGUUGUUGACUUGCUUCUAAAACCAUUCUAAACCAAACAUCCUGUGAAAACAGGUUCUAGAAAGGCAGAAACUUCUUUGUCUAGGAGCAGAAUUUGUUGCCUUCAACUUUGUCUUGAACCUGAAAACAUUAUCUGAUGCCACUUUCUUGCAUGCUAUGAGAGGUAGUGACUCCAUAGCCCAUUUUUGUUUAGAAAGCUCCAACAUAUUCUCUCUCAGAGUCUUCUUCCCCCACCUUGGAGUAUCUUGGUUUACAUAAUACAAAACUUCCUCACUUUCACAAGCCCUGGUCCUCAUGGGGACAUACCUAUUGGAGAAAACAGCACAGUAAAGCAUAAGCAAUCCAAGAGGUUCCUUCUCCAAGUGACAGAGCAGCCAACAAGGCAAGGUGCUGUGCUGGACCCUGUUCUUGCCAACAAGAGGGGCUGGUGUCCCAAGUGAAGUUAUUUCUCAGGGGUCAGCUUUCUUAAACAGCUGGUGCUGUUUAAAAUCUUUGUCGGUGACACAGACAUUGAGAUCAAGGGCACCAUCAGCAAGUUUGCCAAUGACACCGAGCUGUGUGGUGCAGUGGACACACUGGAGGGAAGGGAUGUCAUCCAGAGGGACCCUGGCAGGUUUGACAAGUGGGACUUUGCAAACUUUGUCAUGUUCAACAAGGCCAAGUGCAAUGUCCUGUGUCUGGGGUGGGGCAAUCCCAAACACAAAUACAGGCUGGGUGGAAAAUGGACUGAGAGCAGCCAUGAGGAGAAGAACCUGUGAGUGUUGGUUGAGGAGAAGCUCAACAUGACCCAGCAGUGUAUGUGCUCAGAGCCCAGAGAGACAACUGUAUCCUUGUCUACAUUGCAGCAGAGUGACCAGCAGGUUGAGGAAGGUGAUUCUACUCCUCUGCUCUGCUCUUGUGAGACCCCACCUGGAGUGCUGCAGCCAGCUCUGGGGCCCCCAACAUAAGAAGAAAAUGCACCUGGUGGAGAGAGUCCAGAGGAGAUAAUGAAGAUGAUCAGAGGGCUGGAGAACCUCCCCUAUGUACAUAGGCUGAAAGAGCUGGAGACAGCUCUGGGGAGACCUUACAGCACCUUCCAGUACCUAGAGGGGGCUUACAAGAGUUGGAGAGAGACUUUUUGCAAGGGCAGGACAAGGAGGAAUGGCUUUAAAAAGAAAGUGGGUGGAUUUGGAUUAGAAAGAAGUUCUUCACUUUGAGGAUGGUGAGGCCCUGGCACAGGUUGUCAAGAGAUGUGGGUGCCUUAUACCUGGAAGUAUUCAAGGCCAGGUUAAAUGGGGCUUUAAGCAACCUGGUCUAAUAGAAGGUGUGCCUGCCCAUGCCAGGGGGUGUAACUAGAUGAUCUUUAAUAUCCCUUCUAACCCAAACCAUUCCAUAACUCUCUUCCCUUUAUAAUGUAUACAAAUGCUUUAUAGUCAUUAAUAAGCAUUUAAGUGUCAAUGAGAUACUGUUCUGAGUAGUACUAGCUGUUUCAGAGGCCAUGGUAGAGGCAGUCUUCCUCCCAGCUCAGCCAGGUGUUUUUCUCUGCUUCAUCAUGAGAUGGGUUUUGCAACUCCUUGAGGCAGUUUGCAUUUUACUGCCUUGAACAGACUGGUACCACCAGCAGUUCGGUCAUUUGCCUGUCUGAUUGGUCUGUGGAUGAACACUGGCCCUACCACAAUCCCUCCAAGAUGCAAUUGGUGGCUUCUCUCCACUGUGAAGAAUGGAUGAUUUAUCCUUACCUUGUCUCUCUAUCCUGUAUGCAGUUGCUGACUCAUGAGAGGAUCUUCCCUCUUAUCCCAUGCCAGAUUAGCUUCUUAAUGGGUCCUUGGUGACAGAUGUUGUUAAAGGCUUUCCAGAAGCUGAGCAGAUCACAGUGAGCGGAUUGCUCUCAUCUGCAGCUUCACAGUUUCCUCUGAAGCUGUCAGAGGGUGGUGGUGCACAGACUCAUAGGUUCUCACUGCAAAGCUCUGCCAAUUCUCCCCUCUUAGUCUCUGUCUCUCCUUGCAACUAUUCUGUUACUAUGGCUUUUGCUGUUUGCUUGCCACAGGUGUCAGAUUUAAUGGUUUGCAUUUCUCUAGAUCCCUUACAGUGCUUAAAAGAAAACAGUAUCACUUGCCAUCCUCUUUUUUCUUCAGCUGUUUUAAGUAAAGGCUUAUAAACAGGCUCUUACAGUGCAACAAUUUCCAUUAGCAUUCCUUAAAAACUCACAAGCAAGUAACAUCUGCUUUUCAUGAAUUUGUUACUAUCCCUUGCAUUUAUUUGUUCUAAAGUCUCAUCUAAUGACCCUUCAAUCUGAGGCAGCUUCCCUGCAUUAUCCCUUUAACAAAUGGUUCUGCCAUGGGAAUUUCACUAAGCUUUUCUGUGCUGAAUGCAGACACAAGUAAUCUGUUUAGCUGUUGUGUUAGGAUGUGUUUUCUCUCAGACUCCUUUGCCACCCUGAUCACUUGAUGACUGCACACCCUGGACACCUGCAGAGCCCUCCAGCAGGCUCCCUCCUCCUGCUAGGAGAGAGGAGGCUUUUUGUCUAGUAACUAGUUCCCUCAAAAUAUUUUUUUAGUCUUCCUUUCCGUUUCUGCUUUUAAUUUGACACAGUUCAUGUCCUUUCCCUAAUGCGGAAAGGAUGUAUUUUGGUUCUUUACCAUGUAAUUUUUAUCAUGCUAUUACAAUGACCUAGUAAUUAUCUUCCUUCUGGAAUAUGUCUGAUAUUUCAGACUUGUGGUUAUAAAGAUGUCAAAAUGGCACCUUUAAACAAAUGUCAUCAUGGUUCUCUGCUCCUCUCUUCCACCUCACUUCCCCAGUUUCUAGCUUGAAAUUCUUUUUUAAAUCUUACUCCUUCUCACAGAGGUUUUCUCCCUGAUUAAAAUCAUGCCACAAAAAGAUCGAGCGUUCUAUUCAGAAACAUCAUCUUUUUGUUCCAAAAGCUUUCAAUUUGACAAGAAGAUGCCCUAAGAUUUUGGGAAUAAUUGAACAUCCUUCCAUUAUGCUUCCCUAGGCAUGGAAAAUUUAAAUAAUCUAAAAUAUAUCUUAGAUACAUAGUGAUACUGCCCUGUGCCAGCUGUACACCUCCCCACAAAGGGGAGUCACACUUUCAGUGCCUUCAGACCAGCUCACUGACACUCACUGCUUUCAGGCAGUUGAAGUUUGUUGAGAUGAGUCCUGUCUUGAUCCAGCUGCCCAGCCCCAGGUGUCAGCCUCUGACAAUAUCUCAUCAGCCAUCCCUGAGUUUCUGGUCCUCACCCAAGACUCAUGCCAGGAGCUGAAGCAAAGCUGUGGCCUCUGUUACCUCUCCAGCUCCAGCUGAAGCUGAGCUGGCAGCUGAGGAAUUUUCAAAAGUCCAUUUUGAUCUUAAAUCUCUCUGUGCUGCCUCAUCAGCUCUGCAGUUUUCAUCUGAAAUCACAGAACAAGUGUCAGAGAAAUACUCACAUUUGGGAGAGGAUUAACAGUGGAAGGUUCAUUAAAUCUCCCUGACCUCCCCAUGCUGAUGAAAGGUGUCUUGAAAGAAAGACUUAGCUGUCACCUGGACAAAGCAUUUUAUCCCUCUGCUGUUCCUUAAGCCCCUGCAUGUCUGGACAUAAGUUAUCCAAACUGUGCUUGAGUAUUUCCUCCUUAUCCACACUUUCUGAUCUACAUUGAAGAGGCACCCCUGGCAGAUGGCAACCAAUCUGUCAUACUCACAUGGAACUUCAAAGGUGUAAUUGUGGUGUAGAAAGAGAACGAUUAUAUUUUGAGACAUUUUUAUCAAUCCUUGUGAUUCCAGAGAGCAGAUGGGAUGUGUGAUGGAUUUUAGAGCUUGAGCACAAAAUAAUAGUUUUCUGCAACGGGGAAUUUUGUUGAUUUUCUUCACAGAAACAAUGCCAUAAAGUCAUAUUGUCCUGAUGUAGGCUUUUGCCUCUAAAACAAAUUUCUGGAAAAUGCAGGAAAAUUUUCAUUCACCAUUCAUUACCAUUCUCUUCAAGUCAAGGACUAUUUGAGAUAAAUUGCAAAUUCAUUAGGAAUAAAUGUAGCAAUUAGAGAUAACAUCAUGGCCUGGACCGAGAUUUUUAUUGUUUUCACAGCAAUCAAGUGGCUAUUGUUACGUUGUCCGCUGCUCUAUUCCCUGCUUUCCACCAGAGGGAGAUAUUGGAUCAAGCAGUUGCUGAAAAAACCCUCACACUCCAUCUCAAAGAGCAAACGGAGUGAUGCUUAAUUCAGCGGAAAUCUGUGUGCCUGUGGGGCUCCCACACACCUGCAAGGCUUGGGGGACUUGGGUGCUUCAAUAGAGCUCUGAAGAGGGAUUGUGGAGCAAUUAUUUACGGAGAACACGUAAAAAAGUACAAUAAAAUAUGAAGGUAGCAGCAUAACAGAAGCGGUUGUUAACAAAAAUACCAAACAGCCAAACAAACAAACAAACAAAAUAAUAAUCCUAGAUAAAGCUACUGCUAUAGCAGCGUGUCCCAGAGUUUUUCCCCUACCAAAAGGCUGGAGAGGAAAGCAUUGUAGUUCCUCAUGUUGUGGGUUCUUGGGGUCCCCCAGCCCCUCAAGUUAUGCUUGGGCUGGACAUUUUGUGGGGCACUGGUCCAUGUGUCCAAUGGCUCCUGCCCAGGCUCCUGGUGAGCCCAGACACCAUUCUGGGUGCUCAGGUAUUAGAAAUUACUGGUGCUUCAAGAUCUGAAGUGGACUGGUUUCUUUCUGGGAAUUUUUCCCUCAUGUCUGUUUUUCUCAAUGAAGAAGUAAAAAUUACGUAUUUUGGAGAAGGAGGAGCAGACACGAGUAAAAACCCAGGCUUAUUAAAAAGCAGAGGUGCUGGGAAGAAAAGAAAGGGGAAAGAAACUUUUCUGAAAGUGAACAGUUUCAUACAAAAGGUAUUUCCAAAAGUAAAAGCAGUUUCAAGGGAAUAUUUUUCCUGUGUUUUGCUUUCAUCCUUUGAGACUUACACGGCUGACAGCAGCCAGCACUAGGGGAGCACUACCCCACAUCACUUUCCUGUGUUCCUGUUAAUGUCCAUUAUUCACCAUAAGAACAAUAUAUCUCUCACACAGUAAGACACAUGAACCAUGUGCAUCAUAUGCUGUGCUCCCACUGUUGUCACAUCUCCCACCUUUUGAUUCAACUUCUCCAAAGUCCCAGUCAACUAGCUGAUAUCUAAGCCUUACACUAGCCUUUCCUUCAAUUUGUGAGCCAAACAGAGGAAGGGAGGUUUGUUUAUUCUCUGCGCCAUCAGAGAAUUAAGUAACUGAGCCAGCUGUCAGUGUUUCAGAACCUGUGUGUGAACCUUUAGUCAGCAUUUUGGCUAAAAUGAAGUUCUUAAAAACAACCCUUCCCUCAGGGAACACAGUAGAGCCAUGGAGGGAGCUUCUCUGUUACACAGAAGAGUGGUUUAGGUGGCUUAAAGAAUCACCAUCAAAUAUAUUAGUGAAAACAAUCUUUCAUACAAAUUCACAAAAGUCAGGCAAAGCUCAAUGGCAAGGCUUACUCUAAUACUGCAUGGUAGAGGAUAUAGAGGAUAACUAAUUAGAAUCAAUUUAGAGUGAUUUAUAUGGAGGCCAGGGAUGUAAAAAGGGGUAAUGAAGGAAAGGUUAAGGGAGACUGGCAGGUCACAAGAUUCAGGGUGAACUCCCUUGCUUGCUAGACUUCUCAGAGAGGUGCCCACACACGGCUGGAUUUGAUCUUAGACUCACACAUGGUCAAUUGUUUAUGUUUAAGGAAUCUAGAAGCACUUAAAUGUUAGAUUAAGCAAGGAUCAACUACAAACAGCAAUAACAAUUAUGGAUUCAAGAUAAUAAUAUGCAUACUAUGUUUGCUAUAGGGUGUCCAAGUCAAUACACACACCCAGAUGUGUGCAUGCAAAUGUUCAAAUCCAUGUGUGGGCAUGGAUAUGUAAUGUAUAAGUACAAAAGUGUACAUAUAUUAAAACAUUUCCCUCAAGACUCAGUGAAAUAUUCAUGUCUAAUGCCUUUUUGGCAUUUCUUAAUGGGGGUGAGGUGGGGUGUUGAGUCUCUAGUAGUGGGAUAUCAGUCCAGAUUCUGUUUCCAGGUGACACUUCUCUGAAUUUCACAAACUUGAGAGUUUGAGCACUCUGAGAGGUGUCCCACACAGAGGGAAAUACUGAUGCAGCCCACUGCAGUCCAGAAGAGCUCAAAGGGUCUGUCUUAGGACCACUGGUUUUAGGGAUGUGAGAUGUUGGCUUAAGCCACUGAUAUAUUUUCAUCCUGGCUGGAAUCUGGGUUAGUUAUUACUGACUAGUAACUGAUUUUUGAAAUUCCAGUGAGUAUGGUACAUUAAGCUACAUUUCAGAUAAGGAACAUUCCAAGGCUGUCAAGGGAUGACUGAUUAUUCCUGCUGUCAUCUCCCACCUUGGUAAGGCAGCAGGAGUUCCUGGUACGGUCAGUGCCACCCCCCACCUUAGCUUUCCAAGAGCUCCUAAUAUGAUCAAAAGAUGCUUCACCACCAAUCUCUUGUGGGAAGGCCUGAGCAGGCCAGAGGAGAUAGGGAGGAGGGACGAACCAACACACUCAUACUUGCUUUCCUCCUUGCCAUACAAAUGCAUAGUUGGGCUUCAAGGAGAUGAAGCCUCUCUCCUCUGCACAGAGCUUGCAGCCUGGUGAGUCAAAUGAUUUCUUGGUCUGUGGGAGAGCUGGUCUCCUUUGAGCAUUCAAGGGACUGGAUUUGGGCUUCUCACAUCCCAUAUUGCUGUGACUUCAAGAAGAGCAAUCCCACUCUUAGGUGUGCUUCCAAUGAAAAAGCUCAAAGGAUAUUUUGAAAUAAAGGAGUCGAGGCAGCUGAACUCCAGGGAAAGACUCCAAGAAACAACCCACUUCUCUACAGAGGUAAAGCACUGGCUAAGCACUGGCUAUCCUGCUUCUGAAAAUGCCUCCAUAAGCCUGGGUGGGCACCUUUUUUCUGUGUGGUGAGUGUAUCUGCACAGUGUCAGCACUCCAGGAAUAAUCACAGGACGAAUUGACACAGAGAUUUGCAGCAGGAUAAUUGCUUCAAACAGAAGGAUAAAUAGCUUUUUCUGGCAUUUAAUGGGCCUCUUAAGUGAACGGCAAUAAACUCUAUGCGAACAGA